Lolium rigidum is the source of this 1651-nucleotide messenger RNA. RefSeq names its product serine carboxypeptidase II-1. The transcript has 9 exons. Lineage: Eukaryota; Viridiplantae; Streptophyta; Magnoliopsida; Poales; Poaceae. Gene Ontology annotation, molecular function: serine-type carboxypeptidase activity. The record is from RefSeq and is a predicted model, not a curated record. Gene Ontology annotation, biological process: proteolysis. Gene Ontology annotation, cellular component: vacuole. Bases 7 to 1398 code for a protein of 463 amino acids.
GCGCAAAUGGCGGCGGCCGUGCUGCUAGUCCUGGCCGCCAGCAUCCUGGCGCUGUCCCGCGCUUCCGCCUCGCCCACCAACGGGGCGGCGGCCGACCGCAUCACGCUUCUGCCGGGCCAGCCGCCGGUCAACUUCUCCAUGUACUCGGGCUACGUCACCGUUGACGCCGCCGCGGGGCGCGCCCUCUUCUACUGGCUCAUCGAGGCCGCCGUCGAGGACCCCGCGUCCACGCCGCUCGUGCUCUGGCUCAACGGCGGGCCCGGCUGCUCCUCCGUCGGCUACGGCGCCUCCGAGGAGCUCGGCGCCUUCCGGAUCAACUCCGACGGCACCACGCUCUCCUCCAACCCCUACUCCUGGAAUAAGAGGGCCAACAUGCUCUUCUUGGACGCCCCCGCCGGCGUAGGCUACUCCUACUCCAACACCACCUCCGAUCUGUUCACCGCCGGCGACAAUAAGACAGCUCAUGAUUCCUACACUUUCUUGGUCAACUGGCUGGAGAGGUUCCCGCAGUACAAGCACCGUGAUUUCUACAUCACCGGGGAGAGCUACGCAGGGCACUACGUCCCUCAGUUGUCCCAAGUAGUGUACAGAAACAACAAAGGGAUCGAGAAGCCUGUCCUGAACUUCAAAGGCUUCAUGGUCGGGAAUGCAGUUAUUGACGAUUACCAUGAUUUCGUUGGAACCUUCGAGUAUUGGUGGACGCACGGGCUGAUCUCUGACGACACCUAUCAGAAGCUGCAGUUGGCCUGUGAUUUUGAUUCAUCUACGCACGCUUCCGAUGCAUGCAACAAGAUUUUUGAUGUAGCUUAUGAUGAGGAAGGCUUGAUUGAUGCAUACAGCAUCUACACACCUACCUGCAAGAAGUCCUCACUUGAUAAGCGGAGGCUAAUCAAGGGAAGAAGGCCCUGGUUGCCAAGAGGAUAUGAUCCCUGUACCGAAGUGUACUCCACCAAGUACUAUAAUCUACCAGAAGUGCAGAAAGCUUUUCGUGCCAAUGUCACUGGAAUACCGUAUGCUUGGACCGGCUGCAGUGAUGACUUGUUCGAAUAUUGGAAAGAUUCGCCGAGGUCCAUGCUUCCUAUUUACCGCGAACUUAUUGCAGCUGGCCUAAGAAUAUGGGUCUUCAGCGGUGAUGCCGAUUCCGUAGUACCCCUCACUGGUACAAGAUACUCCAUUGAUGCACUCUAUCUUCCGACCGUCACUAACUGGUAUCCCUGGUAUCAGGAGGAGGAGGUUGGUGGUUGGUGCCAAGUGUAUAAAGGUUUGACCUUGGUGACAGUCCGAGGUGCGGGACAUGAGGUUCCCCUCCAUCGUCCAAAACAGGCCUUGAAGCUUUUCGAGCAUUUCUUGCAAGAUAAGCCCAUGCCUCGGCCUGUACCUAGCGUUCAGUCGUUUUAGUUUCCUCCGUCAGUUAAAAUGGAAGAGCAGGCCAUGAAGCCAUCUUGUCCCGUGUAAUUUCAAGUAUUGUUCCGACAUUUUUAGAUAAUCAGGUUUUCUCAUUCAGUUAAUAUUGGGUACUCAUCAUUCUUAAUUAUUUCCAAUUGUAAUUUAUAAUUUAGAUGUUCCCACUUCCACUAUUGUAAUUGUACUUUCAGAAAUCAGAACAGAGUACCCAUUAAAGUGAGCUGAUUUAUAACUUUGCUUUUUUUUU